This is a messenger RNA of Knipowitschia caucasica, 498 nucleotides long. The record is from the annotation of a GenBank genome assembly. Lineage: Eukaryota; Metazoa; Chordata; Actinopteri; Gobiiformes; Gobiidae.
AUGAUUAUUCAUGGCACUAAACAUAUCUUUGCAGCCUUUGAAACCACAAAACGUGAACUGACUGAGGAAAGGGACCGACAGAAGCAAAGACUCCAGAGCAUAGAUCGUUACUUGUCCGGAGGUUGGAUUAGUUUCAGUGGGAGUGUGUACCUGGGCUCCACCACAGAGAGAAACUGGUCUGAGAGCAGACAGUUCUGUCAGGAUCAAGGAGCCGACCUGGCCAUCAUCACCAGUGUCCAGGAGAAGGACUUCAUAAGCUCUAUAUAUAAAGAUCGCAUGUGGAUUGGCCUGAGUGACCUGCAGGAGGAAGGAGUCUGGAGAUGGGUGGACGGCACAAAGCUCACUACGAGCUUCUGGAUGAGAGGCGAGCCAAACGAUACCGGAACUGGAGAAGACUGUGUUGAAAUGAUCUAUAAGGGUCAGCUGGGAAGGUGGAACGACGAAAAUUGUGGUGUUGCACAUCAGUUCAUCUGUGAGAGAAGACUCGAUGAUUUGUGA